Trypanosoma conorhini is the source of this 1794-nucleotide messenger RNA. RefSeq lists its product as uncharacterized. The record is from RefSeq and is a predicted model, not a curated record. Bases 1 to 1794 code for a protein of 597 amino acids. The transcript has a single exon. NCBI's taxonomy places the organism in Eukaryota, Euglenozoa, Kinetoplastea, Trypanosomatida, Trypanosomatidae.
AUGAAGCGGGCACGAAGCAAGAAGGCCGAGGCGGAUCAAAGUGUUAGUCCUCCGCGCCGCCGUCCGCGGCGACGCGUCGAGAAAAAUGCUUCCGCGGACGGGGCGGAGGAGCGCCCGCGCCCCGGGGAAGCCAACGACACGGCGGAGCAGAGGCCAUCGUACGGCUUUGCAUACCUGCGAGACGCGGGCGAGAAUGCAUCGCCGCACCUGCAGACACUGGCGGCUGCCACGGAGGCAGCGCUUCCAGCACCGUUGUCACUUGUGAAGGCGGCGGGCCCGAAGCCUGGUCCAGGUGACUCUGACGACGACGACGACGACGACGAGGGAGAGGUUUCAUCGCCGCUUAGGGCGCAGUCUGCGACGCGUGGAUUUUCCCAUUUGCGAGAAUCCAUUUUCUUUGCGUUGCCACGGCUCCGCGGGAGCGUGGGCGGAGCUAGCAUUCCACGCGGUGGAAGUGUCGUUCUGCCUCUUUCCACACCACUUCCUGCAUCCGCCCCACGUAGCAGCGUUUCCUCGUCCCACUCGCUGCGUGGGAGCCGAGGUAACAAUCAACAGCUUCAACAGCUUCAACAGCAGCAGCAGAAGCAGCAGCGGCGUCAUUAUCAGAGCCACAAGAGCAACGGGAGUGAGCAGAGUUUCUUAAGCACACGCAGUGCUGUCGAAUACCUCAAUAGCACGGGUUCACUGGGCGAAGUGAUUUCAUCAAGGGAAAGCAGACGAUCCAGCCAGGCCACUGGGUCGCGCCAGUCUUAUUCAAAGUCAACUCUCGGACCGCUGGACCUCUCACCCAUACUGAAGGAGGAAAAACGACGACGAAGACGACGUGAUCCUGCUGCUGUUUCUGCUUCUGGUGGUGGUUCCGCGACAUUUCGGCAACCUCGGAAUGGGCUGCCAAUCGAAGUACCAGCGGCUGUGAUGAAUCCAGCCACCGCGGGAGCGCGAAAUUCACGAAGUAUGACAUUGGAAGGGCUUCAUCACUCCUUGGCCCGUUACUCACGCGCGACAACAUUUUUUCUUGUCACAUGUUUUUUUGUUGCUGUUUGGGGAGUGAUGGCUGCGCCGCUUUUAAUGCGACAAAACAGUCCUGAAGAGGCUUUUGUGCGACACUACGUAGACUCUGUGUCUGAGCUGCAAUUCAUCUAUGAGGUGCCUUAUAUGUCUCUCAGCGCUAACGAGGCGAGACGUUUGUACCUUCGCGUGUUGAGUGAGACAUUGGAGCGGCUUGAGCGAUCGACAUUUCACAUGUCCCCCAAUACAAAUGUCAAGGCGCAGAUUCUGUACUACAAGCAGAUGAUAAGGGCAUAUGCGGCUGUUAGGCAUCGUGUGCGACUCUAUGCACGCAGUCGUGAGCGAAGUCGCCUAAACCAAUUUGUGAUUAAUCCUCUACGUGAUGCCUGGCAGUAUGGGAUUUUGCGACAUGGUUUAACGAAGACAAUUUACGAGGUGAUCCUAGAGCCCUCAUUUUUGCGGCUGUGGGCACGAGUAAAGGAUAUCGCGGUUUGCCUUCGCCAGGAUGAGAAGAUGCCGUGUCCAACACUGGCGUACCUGCAAGAAGAGGAGCAACAGCAGCCGGAGGGGAGGAAGGAGGAGGAGGAGGAGGAGGAAAUCCCCCCUGCCAUGCUGCCAGAGGAUGCGUUGAAGGACUCGAAUUCAUCCUAUGAAGGGGGAGAGGCGGUGGAGGAGUUACGGCGACUAAAAAAGACCUUGAAGUACGUGAGGGAAAGCUGUCGCCAAAGUAACCGUGAGUACAAUCACCUCCACACUAGAAGCGGCACCGAGCCAGUGUUGUCGUAA